CAGCUCACGAGCUUGUGCGGCGAGCUGGAUUUUUCGGCCCUUAGACAUUGGUUACGCGACGUCAGACGCACGAUACAUUGCUCACUUGCUGUCGCACGACCGCUGCUGCCACUCGCGCACAGCACCGAGCAGCAAAGCGCAUUGAUAUCGCUUGCCUGCUAACCCACCAGCUUGGAAACGCGCCGCCGCAGCAGCGCUAGAAACACCGCAGCGCUCGCAGCACGCCGCCGACGCGCCGCUUGCACCCAGAACACGACAAUAUGGCCGCGUUGAGCGAAAAAGCCGCCGCCGUCUUCGGCCGCUGGUGCCGGCCCUGCGACCAGGCGCCUCCAAAAUUACACAUCUACAAUUCGUUGACGCGAAGCAAGGUGCCCUUCUACCCCAUCGAUCCUUCCGGCCAGCGCGUGACGAUGUACGUCUGCGGCCCGACGGUUUAUGACGCGGCACAUUUGGGCCAUGCCCGUACGUAUCUCCAGUUCGAUGUUAUAAGAAGGAUCUUGAGGGAUGUGCUGGGGUAUGACGUCGUCUACGUCAUGAACGUGACGGACGUCGACGACAAAAUCAUUGUGAGAAGCCAGGAGCGAGGCAUCACGCCCGAAGCACUCGCGAGGGAAUGGGAGAGAAAGUUCCUGGAAGACAUGACGGCGCUAGGCGUCGAACGUCCCAGUGCGAUGCCUAGAGUGACGGAGUACGUGCCGGAGAUCGUCUCGUUCGUGGAAACGUGCGUCAGCAACGGCUUCGCGUACGAAGAUCGGGGGUCGGUCUAUUUCGACACCAAAGCGUUUGAGAGCAAGGGCCACGACUACGGCAAGCUCUGCCCCGAGAACGUCGGCAACGAAGGCCUCAUGGCGGAAGGCGAAGGGAAACUGGCCAGUACAACCUUCACGAAACGCGAUGAUCGCGAUUUCGCGUUGUGGAAGGCUUCGAAGCCCGGCGAGCCGACGUGGCCGUCGCCCUGGGGGGCGGGCCGGCCCGGCUGGCACAUCGAGUGUAGUGCCAUGAUCGAGCACACGAUCGGGCACGGCGGGCCUAUUGAUAUCCAUGGGGGAGGUGUGGAUUUGAAGUUUCCCCACCACGACAACGAGCUCGCGCAACAGGAGGCUUUCUGUAAUUGCCGGCAGACCGUGAACUACUUUGCGCACACGGGCCACUUGCAUAUUCGUGGUUUAAAAAUGUCGAAGAGUCUCAAGAACUUCAUCACGAUCCGACAGGCGCUGGAGGGCGUCGAUGGGUUAGAAGGUGUGAGACCUAGUACGAUGCGCAUCAUGUUCUGCCUCGUGCAGUACAACGCGCCUUGUGAUUAUUCGGACAACAUGUGUCGAGCGGCGUCCGAGUUACAUCGCCACGCGGUCGCCGCGAUCACGCGGUCGCGGCGAUGGCGUCGACGCGAUGCCGCACCGCCGUGACGCCGUCGACGCGGCCUCCCCCCACGCCGUCGCCGCGCACGCACGCGCACCGACGCAACGCGCCGCCACCGCGCCAUCGAACGCAGGCUCGCGAACGCGCGCGCCAUGGAGAAGAAGUUCCGCGAGUUCUUCCUCAACGUCGCCGCGGCGCUACGAGUGGUCGAUAGUGACGUGAACGCGAAGUUCAAAGUACGGCCCGAGGAUGCAUCCCUGUUGAAAGCGCGAGAUGAUUGCGCAAAGGAGGUGCGCGCGCGCUUUUUAGAUGAUUUCGACACGCCGAACGCGGUGAAAGCAUUGCAGAAAUUAGUUGAUUCUACGGGAAGCUACUUGUCGACCCUCGAAGCGACGAAUUCGCAACCGUCGUCGCUAGCCUUAUGCGCGGCAGCGAGGUACGUCGCCGAGACCUGGCUCAAGCUCGGCGUCCAGGGUUUGUGCUCGGACGAGGUGCUCGACGCGCUGCGAGUCUAUCCUUCCCAAACCUCGGCAAAGAAGAGUUCGGGAGCGGCGUCCGCGCCGUUGUUGGAUGCGCUAUCGAACUUCAGAGACGGCGUACGAGGUGCUGGUAGAACUCAAGAUACGGCUGGGGUCUUGCGGUUAUGUGAUGAAUUGAGGGAUUUAGUACUGCCGGAGCUCGGCGUUCGCUUAGAGGACAAGGGCGCCGGUAGCGUCUGGAAGCUCGACGAUCCGGAAGUUUUACGGGCUGAAAGGGCAAGAAAAGUCGAGGAAGCUCAAGCCAAGGCCGACGCGAAACGGUUAGCCGCGGAGAAGGCCGCCGCUAAAGAAGCUGCGGCUCGUGUUGAUCCUCGGGACAUGUUCAAGAACGGGCCUUAUAAAGCGUUCGACGCCGACGGCGUGCCCACCCAGAAUGACAAGGGCGAGCCUUUACCGAAGUCGCAAUUCAAAAAACUGAAGAAGCAGUGGGAAGCGCAGAAGAAGGCGUUCGAGAAGGCCAGCGCGAAGUGAGGGGGGGGGGCUUGGGUAAGUCUCGGUUCCUCAUG
This is a messenger RNA of Pelagomonas calceolata, 2404 nucleotides long. Lineage: Eukaryota; Pelagophyceae; Pelagomonadales; Pelagomonadaceae. The record is from the annotation of a GenBank genome assembly.